CGUCAGACGUCACGUCCGCUCUCGGUGCGAGUGAGCCAAGAUGGCGGACUCGGUGUCGGCGGGGCUUGGAGAUGAAAAAGAGACGGAAAAUGAAGAUAAGGAGAGGGAGAAAGUGGGUUUCCGGGCUACGGCUAAGACAGAGAUAAACAGUGGGGCUUCAGAGCUGACGGAGACUUUGGGGUUUUAUGAGAAAAAAGCCAACAACCGGGACAAGCGCAGUGUUUCUGACCUGUCUCUGCUGCGGUUUGUCAGAGCUGAAUUGACGAGAGGAUAUUUUCUGGAACACAAUGAGGCCAAAUACACCGAAAGGAGAGAGAGAGUCUAUACCUGCCUGCGCAUCCCCAAAGAACUGGAGAAGCUGAUGAUCUUUGGCUUCUUCCUGUGUUUGGAUGCAUUUCUCUACGUGUUCACACUGUUACCCCUCAGAGUGCUGCUGGCACUCAUCAGGCUGCUAACGCUGCCAUGCUGCGGACUCAGGGCAAGUAUAUGCCCCUACUGCAGAAAAAGAAGUGGCUCUCGUCUCCUUCAGCCCGCUCAGGUGUGUGAUGUGCUGAAAGGCUUCAUCCUGGUUCUGUGUUACUCCAUGAUGCACUAUGUGGACUACUCCAUGAUGUACCACCUGAUCAGGGGGCAGUCAGUCAUCAAGCUCUACAUCAUCUACAACAUGCUGGAGGUGGCAGACCGAUUGUUUUCGUCCUUUGGGCAGGACAUUCUGGACGCUCUCUACUGGACAGCCACAGAGCCCAAAGAGAGAAAGAGAGCUCAUAUAGGUGUAAUACCCCACUUCCUAAUGGCUGUCCUUUAUGUCUUUCUUCAUGCCAUUCUGAUCAUGGUCCAGGCCACCACCCUAAACGUGGCAUUCAACUCCCACAACAAAUCUCUGCUCACCAUUAUGAUGUCCAACAAUUUUGUUGAGAUCAAAGGGAGCGUGUUUAAGAAGUUUGAGAAGAAUAACCUCUUUCAGAUGUCCAACAGUGAUAUCAAAGAAAGAUUCACAAACUAUGUGCUCUUAUUAAUUGUAUGUCUUAGAAAUAUGGAGCAGUUCUCUUGGAACCCAGAUCAUCUGUGGGUGCUGCUUCCUGACGUGUGUAUGGUCAUCGCCUCGGAGAUGGCUGUGGAUGUGGUGAAACACGCCUUCAUCACCAAGUUUAAUGACAUCCCAGCAGAUGUGUAUGGUGAAUACAGAGCAAGCCUGGCCUUUGAUCUGGUCAGCAGUAGACAGAAAAAUGCAUAUACUGACUAUAGCGACAGUGUAUCAAGGAGAAUGGGCUUCAUCCCUCUUCCUCUAGCUCUACUGCUCAUCCGGGUGGUAACGAGCUCAGUGAAAAUUCAGGGCGCCCUCUCCCUCGUGUGUGUGAUACUUUUUUAUCUCGGUAUGAUCACGCUAAAGGUGCUGAAUAGCAUCGUGUUGCUGGGAAAGUCGUGUGUGUACGUGAAAGAAGCGAACAUGGAGGAGAAGCUGUUCCAGUCUCCCCCCUCCGCCGCUCCCAGCCGAGCGUCCAGUAGAGCUCAUCAUGCGAAACGCACACGAGAGCCAACGAGCGAGCCAGUGGAAGAGGGCAUAUCUCCGUCAAUUAUAACUCAACCUGUCCACCAAAUGGAGAGCCCCAUGCCUGAUCUCCCGAGCAGCAGAUCGGAUCAGUUCCUCACGACGCCAGACGAAUCAGAGGAGAAGAUCAUUACGCAGGACGGAACAGAGCUCAUCCACAGAGCUCCUAAGAAAGACCUGCUGGAGAUCGAUCGUUUCACGAUCUGCGGGAACCGAAUCGACUGACGCUCGACUGUACAGAAUGACGAAAGCUAGACGGUGUCUACUGGCUUGACCUUUUGACCUUUGACCCUCUGCUUGAAGGAUCAGGGUAGAAAGAGAGAGCAGGAUAUUUAUUAAGAAGUGCACCUAAUUUAUUUAAGUUUCAAACUGAAACACACUCAUCAUUACGUUCUUCUCUGUACCAGACCCGAGGAUAAUUCCGGCCUUUCCGAAGGUCCUCAUUUACUCGGACAGCACCAGGAACAGACCUUGACCUUUCACCAUCCUGACGGACAGAAAGAAAGAGUGACUGAUCACUUAGGUCAAUGACUAAACAAAAAGACCAAUGUUAAUAUGAGUUCAGUCAUGACUAAACUUUAGGUCAUUUUGAAGUGGUAGCUUAAAAUGUGGCAUUUUUUUUCAUGCUAAGUUGCUUUUUUUUUUUUUUUUUUUUUUUAAAGCUCUGAAGUUGCACAUGUUUCUCACUUUGCUUUUUUUUUUUUUUUAUAUCAUUUUUUGCGAACAGUGAUUUGAACCCAUUGAUUUAUGCUUGUGCAGAAAUGACAGAUGAGUAGAUAGCACUUUAUAUAAAGGUUCCCUUAACUAACGUUUAGUUACACGUUAACAUAAAAAAAAAUUAGCAUUAACAAACCAUUAGCAAUGUUAACAAAGUAACAAGGCAAGUUUACAGAUGUGUUAAUUGGCAUUUGUUUAAAUGUUAAUAAAAUACAUCUGAAUACAUUGACUGUUUAUUUAUUGCUGAUUAAUGCAGGCUGAAUAUUUGAAACAUCAAUUAAUACAAGUAGCUACUUAGAUACUUUGUGAUUUAUGGUGUAUUAAUGCUAAAGUUCAUUGUUGAUGUUAACUGAUACAUUAAAUGUCAGUUACAGGAACCUUAAUAUAAAGUGUUACUGAUAAAUAACUGUGUAAAUUGAGUACAACAUGUCAGCAUUAGCCCAGCAUUAGACUGAAAUAUCUUAGUUAAUUUUCUGAAGAGUGAAUUUGGACCAUUUAAAGUAAGCACAAAUGUACAUUGAAGACUCUGCAGCAUAUCCCGAGUAGAAAAACGUAAGCUGUAUUGUGCUCUUAAUCCUUUUUUUUUUUUUUUUUUUAAACAGCAAAGCUAAAAUGUGUGUUUAUUUCAAAGCAUUUUAUAAGUCAGGUAUUUUUAUAUUUUUUCUGCCAGUCUUAAUUUAAGCUGAACACUUUGUUAAUGUCGUACAUUACACUUCAAUGCUUGUGAAUUGCACAUUAGUUUGUUACAUAGACAUUAAAUAUGUAUAGUUGUUUUUUUUUUUUUUUUUUUUUUUUUUUUUUUUUUUUUUUUAAAUACAGUCACAUCAGAUACUGAAUAAAACACUAUAGACAAAAUCCAAUAAAGUUACUUGGCAGUUAAUAGUAUAUACAAGAUAAAUUUAGAAACUCAUUUCAUGUAUAUAAUAAAAAAUAUGUUCUGUUUGAGCCCCUGGAUAAAAAAAAAUCCAUUGUUGGUUUCUUUUCUUUUAUUCUUCAAACAUCCAAAUUGAUAUAUAUGAUAUUUGACAUGUUUUCAGUUGCUGUAUUUUACAUAUUAGUAGUUGUGUUUGUUUCCCCUACAUAAUAUUUUGAAUAUCUAAGUAGAUCUUUGUUUUUAAAUGCCAAACAGAAAUUGCUGUUAUUACUUGCAGUUUCGUACCAGCAACGUUCAACAUAAUGCCAUAUUCAUAACAUAACAUAAUCAUAAUAACAUAAUCUCCUCAUGUCUGUUAAUAUCUGUUACAGUAAUACAGUGGCUUUAUACACCUUUAAUUCUUCAUUGCUGAUUUGCAGUGCUUUAAUUUUUUUGGAUUUCAUGCAACUUUUGGUCAUAAGGGAUGUUUUGUUUGAACAAGAUCAAGUCUCUUGUACUCCAAUACUGAUCUCCAAUAAGUCGCCGAUUUAAAAAAAAAAAAAAAAAAAAAAAGUCAACAAAUACAAUUUAAUUCAUUUUAAUAAUUUGUACAUUCCAAGAAUUCGAAUGGUUGAAAAUGUGAAAAUAUGCAAAAUGUGCAUUACUUCAAGCAAAUAACACGUUCAAUUGUUUUGUUCUGCUCUAAAUGUUACAAAUCUGAAGACCUAAAGUGGAUCUUUCGAGCUUAAUUUCUAGUAGGAUUCCAAUGGAAUUUGUAAUCACGUUUAUGAAGACAAAUUUGCCCUUAGACUAUAAUACAUUUUAUAUCUAAAAAUGAUUUUGGAUGUUGUUACAUUAACAUCCAAAAAAAAAUAAAAAAUGCUCUACAGCGUAAUCAUCAUUUUUCUACAGCUUUCCGGUGAUUGUUGAAUAAUUCAUUUAUUAGCAUCUCAGUAAGCUUGUGAAGUAUAUAUUUGCCAAAAAUGUCUGCAUUGUUUCGUUUCUUUUUAUUUGAAGAAAUUCCAAAAAUUAAGAUCAUUCCAGCAGUGUAUUGAAGUGUCAAAAUUUUUAUUAGUCAUUAUACAUAACGCUGUGUAACGCAGCCUUAUGCCAUAUGUUUGUUAAAGAUGCUCUGAUUUUGAUUCAAGAUUUAUAUUUGAGUUUAUAUUGUAAUUGCUUGGAACCAGAAUGGUGGAAGUGACUUGGUGGAAAAUCAUCUUUUUUUUCGGAUUAGAACAUUCACUAAAUCAAUCUAAAGAUUCAGAUACCAUUAAGAGCUUUGAUUUAGCGUAUACAGCUGUCUGAAAUGUCACUUACAUGCCUCUGCUUCCAAGCCUUUGAGUUGCUCUUGUAUGUCUGAGCUUCAGAAAUUCAUCAGGUCAAUACUUUUUUAAUUUUAUUAUUUUUUUUAUUUUUUAAAUAAAGUAAACUGGAAGCCUUCAUACCAGCAUAACAUUUAUAGUUCAAUAUAUUUUGCGAGUUUUUUAUUUUUUAUUUUUUUUCUUAAAGCUCUCUAACUUACUGGAUGUUUCUUUGAUAAAACUGUCCACAUUGUCUGUCAAUUUCAACCAUCAAUUUGAAUUUGUGAUUAAUUUUUUUUUUUCAUUCCUCAGAAAUAGAGUGAGAUUGUUACAUUAUUUGUUGAGAUGGAUUUUCAGGGCAAGGGUAGAGGAAGAAGGAAUUGUGUUGCUGAAUAAAUGUUUUGUUUUGUA
Messenger RNA from Pangasianodon hypophthalmus (striped catfish), 4831 nucleotides. It is a transcript of the gene tapt1b, whose product is annotated as transmembrane anterior posterior transformation 1b. Gene Ontology annotation, cellular component: ciliary basal body; endoplasmic reticulum membrane. Gene Ontology annotation, biological process: positive regulation of cilium assembly; maintenance of protein localization in endoplasmic reticulum. Bases 41 to 1774 code for a protein of 577 amino acids. NCBI's taxonomy places the organism in Eukaryota, Metazoa, Chordata, Actinopteri, Siluriformes, Pangasiidae. The transcript has 15 exons. The record is from RefSeq and is a predicted model, not a curated record.